UGCAUCUUGAGGGAAUCUUUUGGGUUUUGUGGGUUUUUAACUUUUAAGUACAAUCCAACGUUAUAACCAGUAAGAGCCAGUUCUUCUUCUUCAUCACAGAGAGAGAAAGAGAGAUGGAGAGGUCGCUGCUUCUAUGGAGAUUAUUGCCUCUUCUCGCUCUAAUCGCUUCUUUUCUCUUCGUCUUCUUCGCUUCUCGCUCUUUCCAGGCGACGCAAGGGAACAAGUGCAGUCUUCUUCCCCAUGAUCACUAUUGGCUCUCAAGUAAACGCAUCGUCACACCAGAUGGUCUCAUCUCUGGUUCUGUGGAAGUGGACGGAGGCAUUAUCGUGUCGGUGGUGAAGGAAGCAGAUUGGGAUAAGAAGCAGAGGAGCCGAGUGAAAGUGAUUGACUUUGGAGAAGCUGUCCUCAUGCCUGGUCUCGUUGAUGUGCAUGCUCAUCUUGAUGAUCCUGGAAGAAGUGAGUGGGAAGGUUUUCCUUCUGGAACAAAGGCUGCUGCUGCUGGGGGUAUCACUACAUUGGUUGACAUGCCUUUAAACAGUUGCCCUUCAACUGUAUCUCCUGAAACUUUGAAACUCAAGAUUGAAGCUGCGGAAAAGAGAAUACAUGUUGAUGUUGGUUUCUGGGGAGGUCUGGUGCCUGAUAAUGCACUCAAUUCAAGUGCUCUUACGUCUCUCUUAGAUGCUGGAGUUCUUGGUCUCAAGUCCUUUAUGUGUCCUUCAGGGAUCAAUGAUUUUCCGAUGACGAACAUCACUCACAUAAAGGAAGGGCUAUCUGUGUUAGCUAAAUACAGACGACCAUUGCUUGUACACGCAGAGGUCGAAAUAGAUUCAGAGAUUGAAGAUAGCAGCGACAAUGAUCCUCGUUCUUACCUCACUUAUUUAAAAACCAGGCCAACUUCAUGGGAGGAGGGAGCGAUAAGAAACCUAUUAUCGGUUACUGAAGACACAAGGAUUGGUGCUUCUGCAGAAGGAGCACAUGUUCAUAUUGUGCAUUUGUCUGAUGCCACUUCUUCCUUGGAUUUGAUAAAGGAAGCGAAAGGCAAAGGAGACAGUGUUACCGUUGAGACAUGUCCGCAUUACCUAGCUUUCUCAGCCGAAGAGAUUCCAGAAGGCGAUACACGUUUCAAAUGCUCUCCACCCAUACGCGAUGCAGCCAAUAGAGAAAAGUUGUGGGAAGCUAUGAUGGAAGGAGACAUUGAUAUGCUGAGCUCUGAUCAUUCACCUACAAAGCCUGAACUCAAACUCUUGAGUGAUGGUAACUUCUUGAAAGCAUGGGGUGGGGUAUCGUCUUUACAGGUUCGUUACAAGUCUUUAACAGUCUCUAUGUGCCAAGUGCAGUUUGUUCUUCCAGUAACAUGGUCAUAUGGGAAAAAGUAUGGAGUGACUCUCGAGCAGAUAGCUUCUUGGUGGAGCGAUAGGCCUUCAAAACUCGCUGGACUACACUCUAAGGGAGCGAUUGUGGUUGGGAAACAUGCUGAUAUUGUUGUGUGGGAACCUGAAGUCGAGUUUGAUCUCGAUGAAGAACAUCCUAUUCACUUCAAACACCCUAGUAUCUCAGCUUUUUUGGGAAGAAGAUUAUCAGGCAAAGUGGUUUCAACUUUUGUGAGAGGAAAUCUGGUUUUUGGAGAAGGCAAGCAUGCUUCUGAUGCAUGCGGAUCUCUGCUACUCGCGAGUCGAGACUAAAAACGGAUCUGAUUCUGCACUAUCGUUACAAAUGUAAAUAGGCGAUCUAUGCAGUUGAUGCUGUGAAAGUAAGUAAGACUCUCUGUCAAUGGUAUAAACUUAGGUUUUGUGCAAGUGACUCAAAACAGAUUUCUUGCAAUGGUUUGGUUAUGUAUAAUGUUGUAAAUAACCGCGGUUCACAUAUGAGUUUUAACCAGGUUUCCCUUCAAGGGAAAUGGUUUGGUUAAGUGAGUGUCAAGUGGUCACAGUCCACAAUUAACCAUAGCAGCAACAAGCUCUAUAGCCAAAGAGUAAAUCAG
Molecule: messenger RNA, 1981 nt
Organism: Thlaspi arvense
Lineage: Eukaryota; Viridiplantae; Streptophyta; Magnoliopsida; Brassicales; Brassicaceae
Source: the annotation of a GenBank genome assembly